This is a messenger RNA of Ricinus communis (castor bean), 2231 nucleotides long. RefSeq names its product (6-4)DNA photolyase. The record is from RefSeq and is a predicted model, not a curated record. Gene Ontology annotation, biological process: circadian regulation of gene expression; entrainment of circadian clock by photoperiod. The coding region runs from base 171 to 1853 and encodes 560 amino acids. Gene Ontology annotation, cellular component: cytoplasm; nucleus. Gene Ontology annotation, molecular function: DNA binding; FAD binding. The transcript is spliced from 14 exons. Lineage: Eukaryota; Viridiplantae; Streptophyta; Magnoliopsida; Malpighiales; Euphorbiaceae.
AGCAAAAUAAACCACUUCGAGUCAUCCAACUACCCACGAAUUUACAUCAAACGUUUCGCAUUUUUAAACUCACAACGUGGCGCCAUAUUAACCGCUACCUUAACUUUCCCUCCCAACUCCUCUCAACUAGUGCCAAUUGCCAACGCUGAACCUCUUCCUAACUUAGACAUAUGCGCGGCUGCUUUCCUCUCUCAACACCUCAGUUCCCGAACCCACCAACCAUGGCGCCCUCCGGUUCCUCUUCUCUCAUGUGGUUUCGAAAGGGCCUCAGAGUCCACGACAACCCAGCUUUAGAUUAUGCUUCCAAAGGGUCUAAAUUUGUUUAUCCAGUUUUUGUAAUUGAUCCACAUUACAUGGAGCCCGAUCCAAAUGCAUUUUCUCCGGGGUCAUCCCGUGCAGGCAUCAAUCGUAUCAGGUUCUUGUUAGAGAGUCUUGUUGAUCUUGAUUUGAGCCUCAAGAAGCUUGGCUCCAAAUUGUUGGUCUUGAGAGGAGAGCCUAGUCAGGUCUUGAUUCGGUGCUUGAAGAUUUGGGAUGUGGAAAAGCUUUGCUUUGAGUAUGAUACAGAUUCAUAUUAUCAAGCUUUGGAUGCUAAAGUAAAGGUAAUUUUGUUUUGGCAGGAAUAUGCCUCUUCAGCUAGAAUUGAAGUUUUCUCUCCAGUCAGCCAUACCCUUUUCAAUCCUGCGGAUAUCAUACAAAAGAAUGGAGGUAAGCCGCCGUUGAGUUACCAAUCAUUUCUGAAGGUUGCUGGACAACCCUCAUGGGCAUCAUCCCCACUUCCAACCACGAUUUCCUCACUUCCUCCUGUUGGAGACGUUGGAAGUUGUGAGAUUUCAGAAGUCCCAACACUAGAAGAACUUGGCUAUGGAGAUGUUGAACAAGAUGAAUGGGCUCCUUUUAGAGGUGGUGAAUCAGAAGCGUUGAAGAGGUUAAGAGAAAAAAUCACUAAUAAGGAGUGGGUGGCAAAUUUUGAGAAGCCUAAGGGUGACCCAUCAGCAUUUAUGAAACCAGCAACCACAGUGUUAUCACCAUACUUGAAAUUUGGCUGUCUCUCUUCCAGGUACUUCUAUCAAUGUCUUCAAGAUGUUUAUAAAAAUGUAGGGAAGCACACAUCACCACCAGUUUCUCUUCUUGGCCAGUUGCUCUGGCGAGAUUUCUUCUAUACUGUGGCUUUUGGCACUCCUAACUUUGAUCAGAUGAAAGAAAAUAGAAUAUGCAAGCAGAUUCCUUGGAAUGAAGAUGAUGAAUUACUAUCAGCAUGGAGAGAGGCGAGAACAGGAUAUCCCUGGAUUGAUGCUAUCAUGGUCCAGCUUCGCAAGUGGGGUUGGAUGCACCAUCUAGCACGACAUUGUGUUGCAUGUUUUCUAACUCGUGGAGAUCUGUUUGUGCACUGGGAGAAAGGGCGCAAUGUUUUUGAGAGACUUUUGAUUGAUUCAGAUUGGGCAAUUAAUAAUGGAAACUGGCUCUGGUUGUCAUGUUCAUCAUUCUUUUAUCAGUAUAAUCGCAUCUACUCGCCGAUAUCAUUCGGGAAGAAGUAUGAUCCGAAUGGUAAUUACAUAAAGCAUUUUCUCCCUGUACUGAAAGACAUGCCGAAGGAGUAUAUCUAUGAGCCAUGGACAGCUCCAUUAAGUGUCCAAACCAAGGCAAAGUGCAUAAUUGGAAGAGAUUACCCAAAACCAGUGGUUGCUCAUGAUUCUGCAAGCAAGGAGUGCAAGAAAAAGUUGGCAGAAUCUUAUGCAUUGAACCAAAAAUUGAAUGGAAAGCUGGGCGAGGAAGAUUUGAGGAAUCUAAGGAGAAAACUGGAGCAAGAUCAAGAUCAAGAGCACAAAGGUAAAAGGCAGAGAUUGAAAUAUUGAUCACCCAUCCAACAAAUAUUGAUAUUUCAGCUUGCAAAGCUCUCUUUCUUGGGGAAAAUAAAAAGAUCUUGAAUGGCUGAAACCAUCUUUACUCAUAAAACAAAAGGCAAUUUUAAAAUUUGGAAGUCGUGAUCAAAGAAUUGAGCAGAGUAGAGAGUCCAGUAAUAAUAAUUUGAAUUAAUAGGAAUUUUGGGCGAUUGCUGCCACUUCUAAUAUUGUUAAUUAUCAAUUUGAUUAUGCUAACCAUUUAUCUUGACUUUGUGGGGCUGUAACUGCCUGGUAUUUCGCUUGGCAUGUGUGCUUUCACUGGAUGAUGUGACAGAUACGUUGAAGUUGAAAUUGUAUAUGCCAUAAUAUUUAUGUUAUUUCCUUUUAUGA